AGAUUAGGUCAUUGGGCCAUGACAAACCCGUUGUAAAUGCGAACUUGCUCUCAAAACACACACCAGUAGUUAAAAGUCCGUUCACAAUCCCUCCAAAUAUAUCUCGUGCAGGUAUGCGAACAAACGUCGACUUUUGAUAUUUAAAUCAUACUCAGCGGUUUACAAGGUCGGACUUUACUUUAGUAAAUGUGUUUUGAGGAUGUCAUGAAUAUUGUUCCCAAAAGAAUCCAAUUCACAAGGAACCGUAAUUCUGUGCGAAAUCAACUUUUAUCAACUUGGAAUAUUUGUGACUGUCUCCAUGGCACGAAUCUCGUCGAGCUCCCUGUUGUUGUUGAUGAUUCGACUUCCUAGUACUAGUCAAUACUGUCCUGUUAUGUUUAAUUGAUUCACACUGGGGCAGAAAGACAAACCAAGAAAAAGAACUUGACUGUAUCAUCAUCCAUUAUGAAUUGGAGAUAAAAAUAGUUGGAUUAUAAUACAUAACCUCUGUUUCUAAGUGUCAAACUACCAACACAAAUCAGGAUCCUUUCAAGAUGUCUGGAGCAGCAGAUGAUGAUUCAGCACCAUCGAUCAGCACACCUCAGUCUCCCGAGGGUACAGAUGGAGCACCAGAUGUGACAGUAACUGAAAGCAAGCCAGAUAACCCCCAUAGCCAUGCAGAAGAGGAGGAUACAUCAAAAGACCAAUCAAAGAGUGAGACUCCAACUGAACCAGGAAAUGAGGAUGGUGAAAUAUCAAAACCAGAAGAUGCUCCACCAACAGACAAUGCUGCACCAGUGGAUGAAGAGAAUGUAGGACCAUCUGGUGAAGAGAAUACUGAAAACAAGGAGGAUGCAGUUGAUGGAACAGUCAAAGCGGAAGAUACACCUGCAGAUGGUGAAGCAGAGCAAAGUGCCCAGCAGGAAACUCCUCCUGCCGCUGAGGAGGAGAAAGGUGAGCCUGCACCAGAGACAGGGGAGACUGAACCUGUUAAACAGGAGGAUGCUGAACCUGGUGGACAAGAUGAUGAAGCACAAGCACAGCCAAAUGAUACAGAGCAGAAGGAAAAUGACACAGAGGAUGUUGAGGGUGAACAGGCCAAAGAGCCAGCAAAGGAAGAUGGUGUGGCAGUUACUGAAGACAGUGCCAAGGAUGAAGAAAAAGCAGAUGAAGUGGGUUCUGUUGACCAAAAAAUCUCAGAGAACGAGAGUAAAAAUGUUGCAGACACUGGUGCAGAUGAGGGUGAAAAUGCCCAAGACAACGUUAAAGAUGAGCAACCAGCCCAAAGCACUGAGUCAGAACCAACAACUGAUAUUCCAGAAAGUGAUACCAGGGAGACACAAUCGAAUGCAGAUGACACCCCUCAAGAAACUGAGAACCCCAAAACAGAAGCAUCAAAUGAUGAGAAUGUAGGGAAUGAACCUAUGUCAGGGAAUGUUGAGGACAUGAAUAAUGAAUGUGCUAAGGAAAAUGCUGAAUCAAAACCAGAAGACACCAUACCUACUGCAAACACUACUAGUGAUGUUCCUCCAAACUCUGGAGAAAGUACAGAACAAGUGGAACUCUCUAAGUUAGACUCUGUGAAGUUAGAAAAUGAUCGCUUGAAGGGAAGAGUUAAAGAGCUUGAGGAAGAGAUAGAGGGAAUUAAAGAAGGGCGAAAGGAAGGAAUAAAAAUCCAAGCAACUUACCUUGCUCGGGAAGUCAGUCAACAGCAAGAUACUGAAAAAUACCUCAGAGAGAAACUUGCAGAGAAUCUGCAAGAGAAAGAAGAAAGUGACCAACGGGUGAAAGAUAUGCAGCUACGCCUCAAGCGAUUCGCCAAGGAUGAUCAGGCGAAAGACGCCCGGUUAGCCAAGAUGGAGAAAGAGCUUCGUGAAGUAACGCAAGAGGUUCAGAUCUUGGAGAAUAUGUUGGAUGAAGACACACUUCGUAGUGUGCGGGAACAAAAAUCAGGUGGAAAUGUCAAUGGACCAAGUGUUGCAGGAAGAAAGAAAGGAACUGCUUCACCUCCUCCACCACAAUCAAAGACUUGUGUCAUUUUGUGAAACUCUUCAUUUAACUCCUAGAUAUAUUAGUGUGGAUGCUUGUAAUGUGAAUGAGAAUGGAAAGGGUGCCAAACAGGUGACAACGAACCAGAUAGAAAUUGUAUAAAAAGAUGAAGAGAAAAUAAUAUACAUCUUCAGCAUUUACAAAGAAUAGUUUAGAAAAGAAGAACAUCAGGGCCCCGUCUUACAAAGAGUUGCAAUUGAUCCAAUCCCAAUCAAUCGCAACUAUGGAAAGCCAGCAACGUCAACAUCUAAAAUUACAUGUUUGUUCAAAACAUUUUCUAGAAAUUAUGUAUAUUCAAAACAUUCACUGUUUUCUUGACUGUUCAGUAUGCUUCUCUUUGUUUUCAUAGGACAUUGAGCUAAUCCUGAAGAAAAAAUUAUGACAUUGAUGGAUUUCCAUAUACUUGAGAUUGAUCGGAUCAAUCAUAACUCUUUGUAAGACGGGGCCCAGUACUACGUAAUAUAUAAGAGAUUAAAUCAUAUCUUAAGAUUGAUAAACCAUGUCCCAUAGGUUCAUUAUUGACCCAUAAGACUGAUUGAUAUAUUCAGGGGCAGCAAACUAUUGGGGGAAAGUUAAGGGGGGGGGGAGACUGAAAAAAAAAUCAUAAAAAGGAGAGGUCCAGUCAAUGUAACUUUACUAUAUCUGUAUAAUUAAUUCAAUGGUGAAAAAAUUAUACUACCAUAAUGUCAUCUUUGGGCCCCAUUCCCAUGAAAAUACCUUGGCAGUUCCGCUGGAUCUAUUUAUUUACAGGGCACGGAUCUUCCUGAACCACAUUUUCCCAAGAUGAUUUCAAAUUUUAACAUAUUAAAACUCAUUGAAAUUACUUUUGCUUCCAUCAUUUUAUAUAUUCCACUUCUUGGGACAUUGUUUAUUCAAUUCAAUUCAAAAUGGUUUAUUAAAAAUACUUUCUUUGCGGCAAAAGCCGAAUUGCAAAAGUUUACAUUUCAAACAAAAUCAUCAAUAACAAGGUAAAAAUAACUUAUAGUACUACGGACAAAUUUCAAUAUAGACAUAUAUGUAACAAAGUAUAUAAUAAAUAAAUUUAAAUCGAUGCUCACAUGAAUGCAUAUCUCAUACACAGGGUUAAGAUGCAUGUAAAGUAAAUCUUGUAAAUUUGAUCACUUCAUUAACAUGUCAUAUAACUUCCUGGAUUUUCUUUUUUAAUCAUUGUAGUUGAUUUGUAUAAUAAUGCUAGAUAUAUUUUUUAGACAUACAGACACAUUUUUGUAACCUCUGGCAAAAAGUGCUUAACAAAUUCAGCUAUUAUUAUUAUUCUCCUUCAAAGUGUGCUGUCAUAUUAUAGAUGUAUUUCAAACUAGUCACUUGCCAGAUCAGUUCUUCUGUGUUGGAUUUGCCACAAGUAAGAUGUGUGCUAACAAAUAUUCUACUUCUUUUGAUAUUAUAUUAUCUAUGAAUCGUUUGUUGGUAUAUCACUACAAAGACUAGUUUGCUUCAUUGUAUCAAUGGGUAUUACACUGAAUCUCACAAUUAUUUGUAGAGUUUCAACUCAAUCACAUUUCAAGCAUGUAUCUAUACUAAUAUGUAAAAUCCAUAUUUACAUCCAUGUAUAUUUUGUCUUCUCAUUCUGCAAAUGUUUGUAUGAAUACAAACAAGAUCAGUAUGGUGUUUUUGUGCAAACUCUUUCCCUCUUUGUGAAAGUUACAAUGUGUGUUAUGUCAAUGUUUAAGUUGAUUUAUUUGAAUACAAAUCUUAAUGUAAAGUUACUC
Lytechinus pictus (painted urchin) is the source of this 3755-nucleotide messenger RNA. Its product is annotated as myristoylated alanine-rich C-kinase substrate-like. Lineage: Eukaryota; Metazoa; Echinodermata; Echinoidea; Temnopleuroida; Toxopneustidae. The transcript has 3 exons. The record is from RefSeq and is a predicted model, not a curated record. The coding region runs from base 534 to 2024 and encodes 496 amino acids.